AGAUAAAGUUAAAUUGAAUUUGAACUGUGCAAUAAAAAGAUUGUAAAUAAAUGUUUAUUGCUUUUAAAUAGCGUGUUAUAAAAAAUGCCAACAGAUUUUGAAAUUGAUGAUUUUGGCAAUGAAAAAACAACGUACGAUGUUUUUAAUUGUGAUGAUUUCUUAAAAGAUAAUUUGGAUAUGGAUUAUGUGUACGACGAAGAACUAUUUCAAAAAAUUACCAAUGAGAUUGAAAUACCAUUGUUUGAUUCGGACAACAUUCUCCUGCGAGAUGCAACUCCAAACGAAAUCUGGAGUGAAGCGACUCAAUUCCAAAACCCCAGUGAAACUUAUAAUAAUUUAACAUGUCAUAAUAAUAUACAAUCUACAGUUCCAACGGAAUCUAAUGGAACAGCAACGUACUCAAUAGAAACUUCUAGUACUCAUGAAAAUGAUACAAAUAGUAUAAAUAGUCAUUCACCAACUCCCUCAUUAUCGGGCAGCGAUAGUUGUUCAAUAAAUGAUCCAAACCUUAGCUAUAAUGUAAUUAACUUAGAAACGCCACCAAUAUCACCUCCAAGAAAUACUAACACAAAUCAACCAAUACUAAUCAACAGUAACGGUGAAUUAUAUCGAAUGAUCUCAUUUGAACCAACUACAGACCUCGACAAUACCACGUUUAGUACAAAUACAAUACAUACGCAAUCAAUAAAAAUACCAAUAAAUACAUCAAGACCUAAAACACAAAUGAAAAAUAAUGUCAAGCGUAGUGUUUUAUUUCCAAAAUCAUCUCCAACAACCAAACCGUUAUUGAACAAUACAUCAGCUAAUGAUGUACAAUUAUUUACGACGACACCUGUAAAUCAUCAAUCACCAAUUGUAAUGAAUGUUGAUGGAUCAGAAGUUGAUCCAAGAAUGUUUAAACGUAUGCAACGUAUGAUUAAAAAUCGUGAAUCGGCGUCUAUGUCACGGAAACGUAAAAAAGAUUAUGUGGUAUCUUUGGAGAAACGAUGUGAACAAUUGUCAACUGAAAAUAAAAAGUUACGAAUGGAAAACAAUUCGUUAAAACAAAUAGUCGCUGGAUUCCAAAUGAAUUGUAAAUCAACAGUAUUGAGUUUCAAUAAUAUUUCUAGUAAAAACACCGCCAUCUUAUUGGGAAUGUUAUUAAUGGUUUCUAUUAAUAUUGGUUCUUUCAGGAAUCUACUAUUCAGAGAUAUUUCAAAUGAAGAUUUAACUCCGAAUCCCAGCAUAGAUAUUGAUUUAAACGAUUUUCAUACACGACAUUUAUUGAAUAUAGCGGACAUUCCAAAUCCUAAUGGAUUAGGAUUGGGGCUAACGAAUGAAGAAAAUCCUACUAAAAAUGAUUUAAAGUUACAGAAACCGACAUAUACAAAUACCAGUUGUCCAUUAUCUGUAAAUCAAACAGAAAGUAUACGUUUAGCGUCAGAACUUCGUAAAUUCAUUGGUGAUCCAUUUUACAAUAUUACACAUAUUUAUCAAAGACGUAAUUUAAAAUCACGUUUAAAUUUACGUGACUAUGAGUUCAAACGAAGUAAGAGAUAUGCAAAUGAACAUCAAAUUAAAGCAAAAUUAAAUAAAUUGUAUUCGUUAUCACGAAGAAAUCGUAGAAUCGCAGCUGGUACAGAAGAUAUGCAAAUUUAUUCGUUUGGACCACAUUUAGAUUAUACGCGAUUCUUUGAUCGUAUUAAUUUACGAGAUGAUACUUUUUAUGUGAUAUCGUUACGAGGAGAUCAUAUGCUUAUACCAGCAAUGAAUCACAAUAAAACUUCUAGGCCUAAGAUGUCACUUCUGAUGCCUGCACCAAAUAAUCAAGGCAAACAUAAAAAUGAAUCGUUUUCAACACCAAACAAUCAUAUAACAUUAGUCAAAAUCGAUUGUGAAGUAUUAAAUACGAAUUUAGUACAUGUCAAUCAGAAUUCAAUACCACAACAUCUACGUGCAUCAUUCCAAAAUCAAACACAAACCUACAAUUUGAAUACAUCAACACCAUCUACAACAGCAAAUAUUACAAUAACAAGAAAACCUAAAAGAAAUCGAUUAUAUAAACCGUAUUUUAUUAGAACAACCGAUGAUGAUUUAGAUUUAAAAAGUUUUGGACCAUUCCCUUAACUUCGAAAUGAAUAA
Messenger RNA from Chrysoperla carnea, 2121 nucleotides. It is a transcript of the gene Atf6, whose product is annotated as cyclic AMP-dependent transcription factor ATF-6 alpha. NCBI's taxonomy places the organism in Eukaryota, Metazoa, Arthropoda, Insecta, Neuroptera, Chrysopidae. Gene Ontology annotation, biological process: endoplasmic reticulum unfolded protein response; regulation of transcription by RNA polymerase II. Bases 85 to 2106 code for a protein of 673 amino acids. Gene Ontology annotation, molecular function: RNA polymerase II cis-regulatory region sequence-specific DNA binding; DNA-binding transcription factor activity, RNA polymerase II-specific. The transcript has 6 exons. Gene Ontology annotation, cellular component: nucleus. The record is from RefSeq and is a predicted model, not a curated record.